Messenger RNA from Saccostrea cuccullata (small rock oyster), 2017 nucleotides. RefSeq lists its product as uncharacterized. The coding region runs from base 244 to 1902 and encodes 552 amino acids. Gene Ontology annotation, molecular function: zinc ion binding. The record is from RefSeq and is a predicted model, not a curated record. NCBI's taxonomy places the organism in Eukaryota, Metazoa, Mollusca, Bivalvia, Ostreida, Ostreidae. The transcript has 2 exons.
UUAUCUUGAGUAUAAGCCAAAAUUGUAAAGUAUAAAUGCAUGGACCUUUAAAUUUGGUAAACAAGCUUGCAAAGUUUUUGUAGCUCAACAUGUGCAUGCAGGUGUAACUAGCAUGAAUAGAUACCCUGGUAGAUCCUUUAAGGUUUGCUGUACGACAAGGUGUUUAUUGGUAAAUAAGGACAGACAAGUCGGCACUGUAGACGUGACAACCAUUUAAGGUUUUAUGUGAAAUUUUUAAAGACAAUGGAUGACUCGGUACGAGGUCAGGAACUUAUUGUUUGUUCCAAAUGCAAAGAAGAUGCUGUAGAAUAUUUUUGUGUCUCUUGUGAACUUGAUCUUUGUCGCAAAUGCAAACAGGAACAUAACGAAGCAUUGGGAACUCGGAGCCAUGACAUCAGAGUAUACAGAGAAAAGUACAGAGAGAGCUUGAUAGAUGAAAAAUGUCAGCUACAUCCGCAGUCUGAUGAGUAUUAUAGCCAAUAUUGCCAUGAGUGUGGUGUUCCUGUUUGUAAAUUAUGUGCACAGAGUCCAAGUCACCAUAGUCAUACGCUAGAUGACCUAAAUAGCUUGUAUCUUCAAUACCGCGAAAAAUACAGAGAAUGGUAUAAGAGAAUUCGACUGGAACUCCUUCCUCAAGUUAAAAUCGAACAGGAUAAUAUCGAAAAGGAUCUGGAAAGGAGGAAUAGACAGUUCACAGAAAUAUUGAAACGUUUAGAAGAACAGGCUAAAAACUUAAAAACUCUCAUUGAUGAGGUAGUGGCCGAACACAGAAGUUCUAUCACAGAUCUCCAGAAUUCUCAACUCAGCACCCUGCAAAAUUCUGGCCAGGAGCUACUCUCGAAUGAAAAAAAGUUGAACAAUAUACUUGAGGGAUUUGAAAAAUCAGCCAAUAUGCCUGCAACAUUUUUCUUUUAUGUGAAAGAAAACCCCAUUGUUGAGCUAGAAAGUCUGAAUAUUAGCAAAUUACCAACACCCUAUUACAAAGAGGCCAAUUUCAACAAAAAUGACAUUCAAACUUUAAUUGGGGUCAUUGGAGAGGAAACGCAGAAACAAAUUUCACGAACCCCGUCCCGGACCCCAUCGAUGGAGGCAGAGGCUGUGAACACUGUAACGGAGAUGAAGUUAAACAUUCCACAUAUAACUCAUGUUCGUCAUAUUUCCUGUGGAACGUCAGACCGCUUGUGGAUCAGUGGAACAGAAGAUCUAGUCCUAACAGACAUUAAGACUAAAAAGACAUUGUACAAAUUACCAGUCACUACAGAUGGGUAUGGCUGUCAUUCCGUUAAUCGUGAGGGAGCUUUGAUUUUCAUAGAUGGAGCCUCCAAUAUCAAGAAGCUGUCAGAAGGAAGGGAGGCAGAACUUCUGAUGAGAACUACAGAGCCAUGGAAACCUAUCAGCAUUCACUGCUCACACUCUUCAGAUACUCUGCUGAUAGGGAUGAUCAUUCCAUUGAAAAGCGCUAAAGUGGUCUGCUACAACGGAGCAGGUCAGGAAAUUCAGACUUUACAAAAUGACCACAGAGGAAAACCACUGUAUGAAGCCCCAGCAUACAUCACAGAAAAUAACGGUGACGUGAUCGUAUCAGACUACAAGAGAAGGGCAGUGAUAGUGAUGGAGAAGACAGGGAAACACUGCUUCUCCUACAGAGGUCCACCAUUAGGGUCAACAACAGAGUUAUGGCCUCGUGGUGUCUGCACUGAUAGUCAGACAAACAUCCUCGUGUCAGACUUCUAUACACAGAUGGUGCACAUUGUUGACAACGAUGGUCACUUCUUGCGAUACUUGCACGUGGACCAAGGAUUACGCAAACCUUUUGGUUUAUGUUUUGACAGUGAGAAGAAUAUGGUUGUUGUGGGCUCAUAUGAAAUCAAUACAGUCCACUUGUAUCAUUAUCUACAGUGACUUGGAAAAUAGAUUACUGAUUGCAUCUGUCUUGAUGUAUAAUGUUUGUGAUAAACAGUUAAAGGAUGUUCUGUACUAAGUUACUCUGUCAGUACCAUUGAUGAUCUUUUUAAAG